AGAUAUACGGUAGCUUCAAGUCGUAAUACACACAAACAUUCAAAGGUUGUCAGAACCUUCAUGGAAUAAGUACCAAUCCUAACGUCAUUAUUUGAUUAUCACAGGACUAGACCAGGAUAUAGCAGCCUGGCAUCUGUGAUCACUACUCAGGCAGGACAAUGCAGUGAAAGGAACAGCACUACUCCAGCACAGGCCGAUCUGCAUCACAAGCACCAUCCCAUUCAGCCUGCCAUUGUCUUCAGUGUGACAGGAUCUAUCAGCUGCAUACCUGCCAUUGACUGUUCCCCUACCAUUCAGCCGGUGACAUACACUGUACAAGACUGUUCACACAACACCCCCUACCAUUCAGUCUGUGAACUUCGCUCUGUCAGUCUGUGCAGACAGCUAUACCUUUGACACAACUAUACUACUGACAUAGCUGUACCAUUGAGACAGCUAUACCAUUGACAGAGCUGUCAAGACAGCUAUACCAUUAAGACCGAUAUAAAGAUCGCUAUACCACCAAGACAGCUAUACCAUUGACGUAGCUAUACCAUCGAGACAGCUAUACCAUUAAGGCAGCUAUGAAGACAGCUAUACCAUCGUGACAACUGUACCAUUGACAGGUUUACCGUCAAGACAGCUGCACCUUGAGACACCUCUACCAUCCAUACCGUACAACACUGUGGAGACUGCACACUAUUCAGACUGUGCCACACUGGAGACGACAGUACAUAGACUGUGCCAUAUUGUGGAGACUGUUACACUAUAGAGAGUGUUGUACCACUGACGGGGACGGAGCUACAGAACUGAGACCGUGGAAGUGUCGGCCUGUCAUUGACUGUUACUGAGAGGCGACUCUCUCCUUCCCUGUGAUUUCCUACAAUAGUACCUGAUUCUCCGGUGUGUACAGACAUGGAGGGACACACUCGACACUCACUACUGCUUGGUGUUCUCCUGGCGGCAUCAGCCCUCCACCUCUCCAGGGGUGGUCUCAAUGACAUCCUCACCUCUUGUUGUGUGGAGGGGGUUAAAUGGGCGGUGGAUGGCGGCAGGUGCAACAGCUUCAGUGCCUUCCUCAAUGUGUCCGCGGAGGACCGGCAGAGUUGUAUGGCCAUUGUGGAGGUGUGCUGCAUGAAGGAGGUCCAUGUACAGAAGUGUGCCGAGGGCAAGCAGACAGCCCUGGAUCAGCAGAUCUGUGCCAUCAGGGACAUCGAGCCCGGCAGGGAGCAGUUCAUGGAGUGUUGUCACUGCUGUCAGCUUGGUCUGACGGCUCGCAAGUCCAGUCUGUCCUGUCAGAGCACGGCAUACGGGAACCCAUGUGACAUCAAGUUCAUGGAGUGCUGCACGGGACGUGAGGUGGCACAGAACCAAACAUCAGGGGACAUCGGGCCUGGUAUUCCAGGUAACGGGAUCGGAGACCAAGGGGAAGAUGACAAGGAUGAGUGUGCACUGUUCCCCAAUAAGCUGUGUUCCCAGCGUUGUGUGAACACUCCUGGCAGUUUCCGCUGUGAGUGUAGUGAGGGCUACAUACUGGACGCUGAUGGCCGCACAUGUAGACUGAAGGAUGUCCAAGAGGCCUACAACUGUGGGGAGAACAACCCCUGCGAACACCAGUGUGAUGAAGAUGCUAGUGGUGUCAUGUGCAGCUGCAUGGAUGGCUACCAGCUGAAUGACGACCAGACCACAUGCUCAGAUAUUGAUGAAUGUGCCCUUGGCUAUGCGAGAUGUGGUCGACAUGAGGAAUGCAUCAAUGUGAUGGGGCGCUACACGUGCUCCCCCUCCACGUGUCCCCCGGGCUACACCAAGAACCCAACUACUGGUGUCUGUGAACAGAAGAUGGAGUGUGCCCCUGGCUACGGCUUCAACAGCAUCUCUGCAAGAUGCGAAGACAUUGACGAGUGUACAAUCUACCAGCACUCUUGUUACGGAGACAACCAGAUCUGUGUGAACCUGAACGGGUCGUACAAGUGCGACUGUGUGGAGGGCUACCACUACAACAUCACCCAGGGAGAGUGCCUCGACAUCAAUGAGUGUGCGACAGGGGCCUACCACUGUCAGUCAGGGGAGAGGUGUGAGAACAAGGUGGGGUCCUACAUGUGUCGAAGAAUCUAUUCCUGUGGAACAGGCUACACUCUCGACACAGAGAGCCAGAGAUGUGUUGACACUGACGAGUGCACCCUGAAAAUCGACAACUGUGGGGGCGGCUAUGAAUGUCAGAACACCAACGGUUCCUUCAGGUGUGUGCCCAAGACGUGCCCUGAGGGGUCCCGCUUCAAUCCUGCUCGGGGAGCAUGUGAGAGGAUCUCGUGUCGGAGGGGCUUUAGGCCAGGGCCUAAUGGCAACUGUGUCGACGUCAACGAGUGCAGGGAAUACUCCAACAUCUGUGGAAACUUCCAGCAGUGCAUGAACACUGUCGGUUCCUAUACCUGUCGGAGCACUCUCAACUGCCCUCCUGGGUUUGAACCUGCUGAUGGUGGCCGAUGUGUAGACAUUGAUGAGUGCGAUAAAGGAAGUGACCGGUGUGGGUCGGACCAACAGUGUGUCAACAGACAGGGCAGUUACUUCUGUCAGUGCCCCCGCGGAUACCGCACCAGUGCCGGCGGCAGGUGCACCGAUGUGGACGAGUGUGCGUACGGUGCGGCGAUCUGCCCCUCCAACUCCCGGUGCGCCAACACACCCGGCAGCUACACCUGCCAGUGCAAGGAGGGUCUACAGGGCGACGGUCAGGGAAGCUGUUCAGACAUCGAUGAGUGUCAGACCCCCAACAUCUGCCACCACAGCUGCGUGAACGUCAUCGGCUCCUACUUCUGCUCCUGUAAUCGUGGCUUCCAGUUGGCCGAGGACAAGAGACUGUGUGAAGACAUCAAUGAGUGUACUCAGUUUGGGGGGCGUGGUGGUCGUGGAGGUAUCCGCGGUGGCGUAUGUGGAGGUCGCUGUAUCAAUCUCCAGGGGUCGUACCGAUGUGAGUGUCCCGAGGGAUGGAGGGUCAAAGGUGAUGGGAGGUCAUGUGAAGACAUCGACGAAUGUAAGACUGGUGCUGCUACAUGUCGCAAUAGAGAUGAGUUUUGCGUCAACGUCCGCGGGGGCUUCAAGUGUCCACUGGUGCGAUGUCCAGACGGGUUUGUCAAGAUUCCAUCAGGCGGACGACAAAACAGUUUCCGCUGCAAGAAGAGGUCCAAGACUUGCCGCCGAUGUCUGGAGGGGCUCCUCUCUCUGUCCUACAACUUCCUCACCUUCCCCACCAACGUCAUCAUCCCCGCAGCCCUCUUCUCCAUGACCGGCGCCAACGACCAGGAGAAGUUCUACGCCUGGGAACUGACCAUCGUGUCAGCUGAGCCCCGCCAGAGUGGCGUACCCAAAGCCACGGAUGCAUAUUUCUCGCUUGAGGAAAGCUCAAACCAAGCAGUGGUCAGCCUUAUUCAACGGAUACAAGGUCCACAAGAUGUCGUGCUUCAGCUCCGAAUGAGGAUCAACGACCUUACCAAGGGGUUUGAAGGUUACGCUGAAUCACGUCUGCAUUUGUUUAUCACGGACGACAAUGUGGCUUAACUUGCUGUUUAUUCUACUAUAUGAAACAAUCAGUAUUACUACUCCAGUGAGUGUGAUGUCAGAACCAGGUCUUCAGGAAUAUUUGUUUGCCUUUUAACCAGAGAUAUACAGGUCAUUUGAUCAUGAGGAAACAGAUUUGUACAGAAUGGGUUUAUUGGGGGACAUUUCAGAACAUGACAUAUUUCUUUUAGAGUAAAAAUUAUUAAUUUUUUAGAUACUGUUUGAGUGAAAGUUAGAUCAUUUAAAACCUCUAAGUGUUAGUAGUUUUAUUUUAGCUUAUAAACAAGUACUUUGAGGAAAGAAGGCAACUAGCAUAAUAAUCAUAUUCUCAUGUUGAAUUUCACUGUAUAUUUGUAAUCUUUGUAACCUCUGCAACUUCGCAUUCUGAUUAAAAAAUUAAUACAAUUAAUUCAAAAUAUUUAAAUAGAUGUAAGGAUAAAAAAAUUCAAAGCAUUUUGUAAUGUCUAGGCAGAUAUUAUGUCUAACAAAAAAACUUUAAGGUGCUUUCCUCAGCUUCAUGUAUUGAGCUGACAACUCCUUUCAUGCUGAUAUAACUGUUCCCUGAAACCAUUUUCAAUAAAUAAAGCCAUGGUUACUGUUGAAUUAUUUACCAGUAUUUAAUUAUAUAUACAAGGUCAAGAGAAUCCCUGGAAAAAAUGCUUUCCUCUAUGAUAACAAAAAGGGAUUUUCAAAAUAUAUUGUUUGAAAUGUUUGAAAAAUGUGUGCAGAUUGUUGGCUAAAGGUCAGCUACAGCUGUCUAAGUAUCAGAGGUUAGUACAGUUGUACAACAAACAUUCCCAGUACCAGCAUUCCGUUGACCAGGACACCAAUUAUCAGGAUUUGUGUAGAUAUAUGGAUGCUGACAGCUGUGUUCUGACGCACUGCACAGCGUGGUACUGUCCCAGACUUAAUGUCUGUAGUCAUAUAUCCUAUAGGCAUGACAGUUGUUGUCAGUUUUUAAAUGAUAUAUGGUCCACACAAUGAAUCUUUCAUGUUACGAGAAUACUUUUUUUUUUCUUGGUUCAUUUAUUUUUUUGUGAAGAAAAUUAUUAUCUGUAUCAGAGACCAUAUACCGAUAUGUGGUCUCUGUCUAUGUCAGUGAAAAAAGAAAGAGAACAAAAAAAACAUUUCAGAUUUUUCUAUUUUGUUUGUAAAAAUUGUAUCUGAAUUUGAUGCCAGGCAACCAAUGUGGGCUUGAAUCCCCAACCUUGCAGUUUACUCUGUUGUAUGCAUAUAUAUAACUAAGUUUUCACGUUUAAUUGUUUUGGUGUGGGUGGAAUCGACAGACCAAUUAAAGAAAUAAACAGUCUAGACUAACAUUUGCAUAUCAUUUUUCAUUGUGCAUGUAUAGGAAUCAUUAAUGCAAUUCAUCCGGUGAAAAAUAUUUUUGAAUCAGUAAAGCACAAUUUUGAACUAAUUUGGGAAAAUUUGAUAAUCAUGUAUCAUAUUCUUCAAUAAACUAUUUAUAUAUU
Molecule: messenger RNA, 5003 nt
Organism: Haliotis rufescens (red abalone)
Lineage: Eukaryota; Metazoa; Mollusca; Gastropoda; Lepetellida; Haliotidae
Product: fibulin-1-like
Exons: 17
Coding region: 895-3531 (878 amino acids)
Cellular component (GO): extracellular region
Molecular function (GO): calcium ion binding
Source: RefSeq, a predicted model, not a curated record